AUGGCGGUCCCUGGCAUCAUCAUGCGUUUUGCUCAGCCCCGUCCAGGUCGUGAUGAAGUCCCCGAGAGCAGCUUGGCUCCCCCAGCACCGGCGCCCAACGUCGAAGCAUUCUACAUGUUCGAGGAGCAAGACGGUUUGCAGCCCAAGUACAACACGACCUACUUCCUAAGCGACAUCACCCCCGUUCUGAACGAUCCCGAGUUCUACAAUGACGAUGUAAAGGCACACUCUGAACAAUUUGCGUCAAUCGCAUGGGAGGUCUGCGGCUUCCUCAACGGGCGAGACACGAGCGAGGCCAAGGAACUCUCGUCGGAGCCCCAUAUUCUCCCCAAGCCUCCUGCUAUCGGCUCGACACUUGUCAGCAACGGUGGCACCCCAGGCCCGGGCUGGGAGCAAGACUAUGUCGAUUGGUACACCACUGAGCACAGCGCCAAGUUGAGUCUGGUCCCAGGCUGGAACAACUGCCGACGCUACCGGCACGACCGUACCUACGGCGAGGUCGACGUUGCCACUUAUUACGGCUGGAACUACUAUGACGCCGAGAACGGGCUCGGGGGACCAGUGUGGCAGGACAGUCUGACGGGCUGGACCAUAGAAGUGCGGAAGAGGGCUGCGAAGCCGAAUCUCCGCCGCGUCUGGAAGGUGGUAAAGACCAAUCAUCCAUGA
Molecule: messenger RNA, 666 nt
Organism: Thyridium curvatum
Lineage: Eukaryota; Fungi; Ascomycota; Sordariomycetes; Thyridiales; Thyridiaceae
Exons: 1
Coding region: 1-666 (221 amino acids)
Source: RefSeq, a predicted model, not a curated record